CCUCAAACAUCUGAGGAAUAAGCAGCACCAGGCUCUCACAUAUCCUUCUGACCAAGCAGAUAUCAUGGAAAAGGGCCAGGGACCUCCUCCAGAACCGGUACCGCCGUAUCCUGGUCCCCCUGUGGACUACAAUGUGGGAGUCUACCAAGCUCAGCCUGGCAUCCAGCCCAUUAAUCAACCCGCCUACCUGUACAGCCCACAACAACCUCAACCUGUGACCCAGGUGGUGGUGGUGCAACACCUGCCAACUGAUGCUCCUGGACAGAUGAUGUGUCCUCACUGCCAAAGCACAGUAGUCACUAAAACUGAGCACAAAAAUGGUUUGCUCACCUGGCUGAUUUGUGGCGGACUGGGAAUCAUCGGCUGCUGGCCUUGCUGUCUCAUACCAUUCUGUGUGGAUGACUGCAAAGAUGUGGAGCAUGCCUGCCCCACCUGUAACAACGUCCUGCACAUUCAUAAACGCAUGUGAAACAGCACUGCAGUGUCAACACAGCUGAAGUGGCAACAAAAGGUGCAGGAGUCAACCGUGACUAAAUAAACAUCUGGACAGGAGCCAAACCCUGUUAUACAAACACAACGG
This is a messenger RNA of Epinephelus moara (kelp grouper), 580 nucleotides long. Its product is annotated as LITAF domain-containing protein-like. The transcript has 5 exons. The record is from RefSeq and is a predicted model, not a curated record. Bases 65 to 469 code for a protein of 134 amino acids. Gene Ontology annotation, molecular function: zinc ion binding. Lineage: Eukaryota; Metazoa; Chordata; Actinopteri; Perciformes; Serranidae.